Molecule: messenger RNA, 441 nt
Organism: Rhizophagus irregularis DAOM 181602=DAOM 197198
Lineage: Eukaryota; Fungi; Glomeromycota; Glomeromycetes; Glomerales; Glomeraceae
Source: RefSeq, a predicted model, not a curated record
AUGUCAUGUACAUAUAAUGGAACAGAUCCAUCCUCAAAUAGUUAUAAUAUUCAAUAUAUUCAAGAAAAUGAUGAUGACAUAUCCUCUUCGAUAAAUAUUGCAUCAAGAGAAAUAGGUCGAAAUAGUAAUGAUUUGGAUGAUGAUGAUGAUGAUUCUUCAUCUGUUAACAUAUUUUCAGAGUGGCCAAAUGCAACUAAUGAAUUUUCAGAUUCCUUUAUUUACAAUUUUAAAUUAAAAAUUAUAGGUUAUCAUUAUUUUCCGGAAAAUAUUUUUGAAUUUGAAGCUUUACUUAAUCAACGUAAAUUACAUGAUGCAUAUUGUUCAAAACCACUUGAACGAAAAUUUAAAAUAAAAGCAUCAAAUUCAAUUAGAUUGAAUGCAUCAAAUUCUAUUCAACCUAAUAAAGCUAGCCAUUUCGUUGCAUAUUUUACAGAGAACUAA